Molecule: messenger RNA, 1840 nt
Organism: Daucus carota subsp. sativus
Lineage: Eukaryota; Viridiplantae; Streptophyta; Magnoliopsida; Apiales; Apiaceae
Product: U-box domain-containing protein 38
Exons: 1
Coding region: 187-1650 (487 amino acids)
Biological process (GO): protein ubiquitination
Molecular function (GO): protein binding; ubiquitin-protein transferase activity
Source: RefSeq, a predicted model, not a curated record
UAGUCACCUUCAUCUUCUGGCUUCUGCUACUAUCAAUUAAAUUACGCCUACUUGUACAAGUACCCCUGGCUUUUAAUUAUUAAACUAAACUAAACACCCUUCGUAUAUCCAGAUAGAUUCAUCAUUUUUAUUUGGCAUCCGCAUUGCUGUAUAUACUUACACAUAUCAGUGUAUGUAUCUAUAUAAAUGGGUGGAAACAGCAAGCGCAGAUGGAAAUUCUCUCUCCCUAAAUUGCCCUCUUCUCCCUCAUCUUCUUCAUCAUCCCCCAAGACCCGAAUCAAAGAUCCGCCAAAAGAGUUCGUUUGCCCCAUUUCCGGGUCGUUAAUGUUUGACCCGGUUGUUAUUUCGUCCGGCCAGACUUACGAACGCACCUCCGCUCAGGUCUGCCGUGACCUCUCCUUCUCUCCCACUCUCUCCGAUGGGACUUGCCCUGAUUUCAACGCUUUGAUUCCCAAUUUAGCCCUGAAAACAACUAUUGUCAAUUGGUGCCGCACGGUAGGUGUCCUACCCCCUGCCGCACCUGAUUAUUACUCUUUACAGAAUAAAGUACGUGCACUCAUGGGGUCUUUCAAGCCCACGGCGACUCCGGCGAGUGUGCCUCACGCGCCGAAUGUGAUGAAUCGGAACGGGAGCAGUAGUUUUUGUUCUUCGAGUUCUGAUGAGUCUGUGAUUGCGAACGUCACGGUGACGUCAUCGUCGUCGAUGAAUUCGGUUGAGGUGUUGUUGGAUGAGACGGUUCCGAGCGCGAGUUCGUUGGAGGAGGAGGCGAUUCUGCGGAAAUUGAGGAGCCUUGAUGUGUUGGAUCAGAAGAAAGGCUUGAUUCAUCUGAGAGAGAUGACGAGGACGAGCGAGGAGGCUAGGGUUUCGCUUUGUACGGAGGCGAUGAUGUUCGCGGUACGAUUGGCGCUGUUUUCGAAGUUCGCCGGCGUUCAAACCAACGCCGCGGCGGCGAUUGUCAACCUCUCGCUUGAAAACGUCAACAAAGUGAAGAUCGUACGGUCGGGAAUCGUGCCGCCGCUGAUCGACGUUCUGAAAGGCGGUUUCUUUGAGGCUCAGGAGCACGCCGCCGGCGCUUUGUUCAGUUUAGCCGUGGAAGAUGGUAACCGGACGGCAAUCGGAGUUCUCGGCGCGUUGGAGCCGCUGUUACACGCGCUGCGAUCCGAGAGUGAGCGAACUCGGAACGACUCGGCGCUGGCUCUGUAUAAUCUCUCAUUAAUCCAGAGUAACCGAGUCAAGAUGAUCAAACUCGGAGCCGUUUCGAUUCUGUUAAGUUUGUUACAGAACGAUGACGUGGCAGACAGAGUGUUACUCGUGCUAUGUAACUUAGCCAGGUGUGCAGAGUGCAAGUCAGUGAUGUUACAUUGCAACGCGGUGGAGAGUAUGGUGGAGAUGUUGCGGCGAGUUGAGACUGAGUCGACUCGGGAGAAUUGCGUGGCGGGGCUGUACUCACUGAGUCAGCGGAACAUGAGAUUCAAGGGUUUAGCGGCGGAGUGUGGGGCAGGGGAGGUUUUAAGUGAGGUGCUGAGUAAGAAGCUGAGUCAACUCGGGCGAGAUAGGGUGAGACUUAUGUUGAGUGUGUUGAGAGGGAGGGAGGCUGAGCAGGAGGUGGAUUGGGAACGAGUGAUGGAAAUGGGACCGAGUUGCGACUGAGUUUAUGAGACCGAGUUGUGUUGAUUAAGUUAAUUAAACUGUAGUUACUGUUGUUGAUAGAUAAGUUAGUAUUAUUGUUACGGUUAAGUUUAGUGUUUAGGUUCGUUUUUGGUUGAUAUACUUUGGAAAUCUUCACGUUUAAACCUUUUAAUAUUCGCUUUUUAUGGCAGCAUAAAUAUCAUUUUUCUGA